AUGGAUUCAUUGAGUUCCGCUUCUUCGUGCGAAGACCUCAUCCAACAGCUCCAACGGCUCAUGACAAGCGACGCUUACAGCGAGUUGUUAUUGAUUGUUAAGGAGAACGCCAUAUUAAGACAACAUGAAAGAGACCUUAACAUCACCAAUGAACAGAAUCUCAAGACGCUUGGGCACUUGCAGCAAAACUUGGAGACUGCAACCGAACAAAUUGCCGAGUAUUCUACCCAAGUCGAUGGUUUGACCCAGGAAAUUCAGCGUUUACAAAUCGCACUCAAUAAUGCUCAGGGAAACAUGAAGAUCAAGGACGAAGAGUUGCGUGAGAAUAAAAAGUCAACCACUAAGCUUGCAGCAAACUUGAAGCAGAGAGAGACGGAGCUUGCUAAUUUCAAGCAAUGUCUUAACAAAGAAAGAGAGAACUCCAAAACAGAGAAGGAUGCGAGAAUAGCCACUGAGCAUGAUUUGACGCUGCUGAAAAGAGAGAUAUCAACUCUUUCGGAAAGGCUGCAAUGUUUGAAUCAGUUCACCGUCGACUUAAGAAAACCGGACAGGGAUAUAAUACGAGAUCAAUUGCAAGAUAUGUUCAAGCUUGUCCAUAGCCUGAUUGUUGAAUUCUUCGGUCAUGAUUUGGAAAAUCCGGCUUUUCAAGACCAAACCACUUGGGAAAACCUCCGCAACCACGAUCUUUUGAAGCGUAUUGUUCCUUUGCCUUUAUCAAAUACAACAUCUGCGAAGGAUAUGCGAGUAGCUGCUCUUAUUGGAAUUUGCGCAGAAGCAAUGUCGCGGCACAUCUUCCAAUCUACCUAUCUUUUGGACGGAAGUCAACUCCACGAACUCAUCGAUGCGCUACAGUCCUACGACUGGAACCAAGGGAGUUACCUACGAUCGGUUCUCCUUCGAUCUCUCAUCACGGAGCAAAAGGAAAACAGCCUUAAACGUACCAAAAGGCUUGUAGCCGAGGUUUUGAAGCUUACGAAACCACUUUUAUCGGCCAAAAGACAGGUCCUCUUUGAAGAUGCCCUUCUUGUAGUUUGCAAGAAAAUUACCGAGCAAUGGAUGCAAUUCCAAGAGUUGGAGGCAGCAGUAGAGCCAGACUUUGAGUUGAACGACGAUGCUGGUGAUUGGAAGUUAUUCCUGUUUCCAAAGCGAGCGAUGAAUAACAAUGUGGAAUUCCCGCAAGAUCCAGACCCGAAAAAAGCUGAGGCGAAGCUGAGUAUGAUGCAAACUAACUUUGUCGUAUGGCCUGCAUUUUUUAUUUCCGAAGCCGGAGAAUUGGAACUUUUGCGGCCAGGUUUUGCUCUGAGUGAGGAACAGAUGCAACCUGCGAAAAGUGAAGAAAAUGCCAUUUCCUCUCGCCGAGCCCGCCAGGAAGCACGAAGAACCAAUCGCAGGAAAGCAAAGAUUUCAGCAACCUAA
Molecule: messenger RNA, 1416 nt
Organism: Penicillium subrubescens
Lineage: Eukaryota; Fungi; Ascomycota; Eurotiomycetes; Eurotiales; Aspergillaceae
Exons: 2
Coding region: 1-1416 (471 amino acids)
Source: RefSeq, a predicted model, not a curated record